This is a messenger RNA of Sphaeramia orbicularis (orbiculate cardinalfish), 3769 nucleotides long. It is a transcript of the gene ap5z1, whose product is annotated as adaptor related protein complex 5 subunit zeta 1. Lineage: Eukaryota; Metazoa; Chordata; Actinopteri; Kurtiformes; Apogonidae. Gene Ontology annotation, cellular component: AP-5 adaptor complex. The coding region runs from base 75 to 2522 and encodes 815 amino acids. The transcript has 18 exons. The record is from RefSeq and is a predicted model, not a curated record.
GUCAGGACUGAAUUUGUGAUGCACUGUUUACCUUCCGCAGCAGCUGAGACAUGAAUACAUAACACACAUUUAAAAUGUACUCUCACGGUUCGGAGAGUUUAAUUAAACAAGCAAGGGAGAUUCAGGAGUCUGAGCUCCAGAAGUUUUAUGGCAGACUGGUGAGGCUGCUGCAGGCAAAGGAGGUCGGCCAUGAGACCAUCGACUCCCUGCAGAGGCUGCACCUUAUCUUGUCUGCCACCAAGUUCACCAGGAUAUUACCCCCAGAGCUUCACAAGAGGAUUUUGUUACUCAUCUCCUCACCCUUGGAGCAGCUUCAGGUCUUGAGCUCAGCUGUUCUCAGAGAAACAUUGCCCCUCUCUGGUCAGGAAGUGAACUACAGUCAUUUGAACAGCCAUGCUGCCUCUCUGCUGGUCUCACAGGCCCGUUCUAGGCCUGAUGUGGCACCUCUUUGCGCUCAGCUUUUUCGUACUCUGGAGAGUCGUCAGUCAGAAGGACCAGCUCACUCAAUCACACACACCUUGCCAAUUCUUAAUACCGUCAUCACACAUAGCCCGGAGUGCCUCACUGAAGAGCAUGUGACCCUCCUCAGUAAAAAACUUGUGGAUUGGCUGCGUUAUGCCAGCAUCACACAGGGAGGCGGGACUUCCUCAGGAGGUUUCUUCUCUGGGCCCAGAUCACGUCAGCCGGGGCCUAUAGCAGAACUGGACGGGACUGUUUCAGGAGAUUUCUUCACAGUGCUGUGUGUGGGCCAGGGCUUCACAGAGGACCAGUGGAUGAAUGUCUAUUCCUUUUCCAUGCUGCGUAACUGGCUUCUCACCUAUCACUCUGUUUCCAAUUGUAACACCACAGCAGACAGUGCAAACAGGUUACAGCUCAGCCUCUCCCUCUCCCACUCACACUCCUUUUCUAAUGAUGACCGGUCAGAGGUGGACGGGUCAGUUAUCUCUAUGGUUUCAGCGACCUCGUCCUCCAGCAGAUUGCUGCCCCCAAAGGAACGUCUGAGGGAAAAAGCUUUCCAGUACUGCCAACGUCUCAUUGAACAGAGCGAUCGCAAGGCUCAUAAAAGAACAGAUACAGAGCUGCAGAAAGCGUGCCUGGUGGAGGCAGUGUGCAUCCUGGACUGUGUGUGUUUAGAGGACACCUCACUGGUCUACCGAGUGUUCCCAUGCAUAAAGGCGCUCUAUGGGCGGCUCUGCUCAGACCUGUCUUUUGCCAGAGUCCUGGUUCCCAUAGCCCAGUUCUACCUCAACCAUGGUGAGAUGGCAGCAGUGGACUGUGAGCCUGUGUGGCAGCUGGUGUUCGGUCGAUUCCCUGCAGAACUGUUCAAUGACCCCUUCCUGGCUCACGAGCUUCUACGUUUCCUUCGACUUAAUAUUGAGAACCUGCAGCUCCGAGUUCCACAGUACACCCUCUCCUUUCCAAACCUGCUCAAGUUCUUGGCGUGGGACAGCUCAGCCAUGGUGGAUGAUUUUGUGGAUCUGCUGCCCUCUCUGGUGACAGCUGGAACUGCAGUGGAGCUGCUCCACACUCUGUUGGACCUGCCCUGUCUGUCUGCUACGCUGGUCUUGCAGCUCAGGUCAGCAUGUCUGCCCAUUACUGAGCCAAGUGGUCGCAUCCUUCAGGCACUGGAUGCAUUUCGAAACCCCUCUGUCCGAGGGCUUUUCCUCUUCCUACUUCGAGGGGAAGCAGGUUCAGGCGACACAAUUGAGCGUCUGAGCACGCUCCAUGAGCUGCUCACCGAGAGUGCUGAUUGGCCAAGAGUCAUUCAGUGUGCCCAGACUGUCCCUGUGCUGUUGCACAUAUUUUUCAACACCGUCAUUAAGGUGGCUGAUGAGAAGCUUUUAGCACACUUGAUUCUGGUGCAGCUGGAGCGGAGCAGCCUCCUGCUCAAAAUCCCAAAGUACAUAAAGGAGGUGCACAGGGUGUUCAGCUGCCACCUGCUGAAGCUGUGCAAACUCCACCCGUCUCUUGUAGUAGACCAGUCCCACGAGCUGCUGGAGUUCGCUGGAACCACAGCCAACGUCUACAGCAAGGAAGAAGUCUACACACAUGUGGUGUGGGUGCUGGGAGAGUAUCUCUCUGUGUCAUGCGACGCUCGCUGCUCUGUGAGGCUCAUCACUUCCUGUUUCGAGGCGUUAGAAGCCGUGCUGUUUGAAAUCACCUCAUCAGCCCCGCCCGCAGGGGCAGUUUGCCCCAACCCGAGGGUCAUCACCACCUUAAUGAGUGCACUUGCUAAGCUGGCAUCGCGGUCACAUGACCUCAUUCCCAGGAUAUCUCUGUUCUUCUCUAAGCUACGAACAGUAACCAGAGGUGGGUCAGCGGCCUGGUGCUCUGACGAGGAGGACCUUGUUGCCAUAGUAACUCGAGGGGAAGAGUUGUGGUCACUCCUCAAAGCCCCUGGUGUGGCUCAGAGCGUCCUGACCCCACCUCCCCAUGUGAACACCGCCCAGUGGCAUCGAGACACCAACGUGGCCAUGCCACUGCAACUGCGGACCAUCACCAGCCUCACACACUCACAAUGACACACAGACUUUAUUGAUUCCACACACAAAAAAUAUAAUUAUCAUCUUGGAGAAGCAACUGUCAUGGUUUCCUCAUGAAAGGGGCAAAAAGCCAGAUAUUAAUGAUUCUAGAUUGUUUUGGUUUUUUUUAAAUAAAUCAUAUUAUGUGAUCAAAAAUUCCAGUAAUGGUGUUCAUUUGGCAAAAAACAAAACACAAAGCCAUCAUAGUACAAUAUAGUGUCUUUUUAAUACAUCGAUUUGUCAGAAAUAACAUUUUACAAAAUAGAUCAUCUGAUUAAAAAAAAAAGAUUUUCUCACUUCCUGAGUAAGUACUGUUUAAAACUGUAACAGUUAUCUACCAGAGAUUAUAAAAACCUGAAGCGUGAUCUACACAGUGCUUGACGAAGUAUAAAAACUAUGAAAAUAAAACUUCAGAUUCAUUUAUACUUUGUGUGUAUAAUUUACAUGUAUAUUUUGUUACUGUAUCUUCUGCAAAUUUCCAUCAAAUCUACUUUAUACAUCAACGCUGUUAACAGAAAAGUGCUCAGAAAUAAGUGCAUUACUUGAACUAAACAACUGGCAAUCGUAGUCCUCUGAAUACAUUGGUGCAUUCAGCUGUGACUGGGUAAUGUGUGAGGAAAACACUACAUCAGUGUCAUGAGUUUAACAUCUACACCCAGUUUUCUGUGCCACAUUAACUCAACAGUAACUGAAGACUAAGACAUUCACCUUUAAAUCACACAGUAAAUGAUGAGAAUUCUCUGUAAUGAUCAUAAAUAACAGACCAGUUCUACUGAAGGCUUACAGUCGGUCUGUAGACAGGUCACUUCAUACUAGUGAUGCAUUGUGGUUUGAGAUGAGCAUAAGAUAACAAAAAUCCAAAAUCAGUGGCAGCGAAAACAAUAUAGUAUUUAAAGUGUAAAUACUCUGAAAAUGGUUGAACUUCCAUUAAAGAACUUUAUAUUUUCCUCUUAUGCCUGUGCAAACUGGACAAGAGUUCACUAAAAUAUGUGAUAUUAUUGUGACAUGAGUGUGAAUUUCAAUAUGUGAAAGUAGCACCAUUAGAAAAAGGAAUGUCUGUAGAGUAAAAUUUGGCACAUUACUUGGCUGGAGUACUGAAUGGAUAAAGUGAAAUGACUUGGGACAGUGUAGGCAGUGUUGUCAUGGCAGAAAAUAUGGACUGGUCAAAAUAUGGUCAUAUAAACCUUUCGGUACAGGGUGUUUUGUUCUAUCAUUCCAAAUAUUUCGUAGAAGAGGAUCACAUUAAA